Molecule: messenger RNA, 1366 nt
Organism: Manihot esculenta (cassava)
Lineage: Eukaryota; Viridiplantae; Streptophyta; Magnoliopsida; Malpighiales; Euphorbiaceae
Exons: 2
Coding region: 283-1197 (304 amino acids)
Biological process (GO): microtubule-based process
Cellular component (GO): dynein complex
Molecular function (GO): dynein light intermediate chain binding; dynein intermediate chain binding
Source: RefSeq, a predicted model, not a curated record
GCAUAAAAGAGAGAUUGAGAAGGAAAAAUAAUGCAACUUAUCCCUAACACAGAUCAAGAAGUCAAAUGGUCAAAGCCUGCAUCUCCUUCGCCUCCGGCGCAUGUUAGUAAAAGGCAAUACCAGAUCUCACCACAUCAGUCCCCAUCCUCUGCGCCGUAUGCUCCAUAACUACACCAGACAAGCACAAAAGUUGAAGCUUUUCACCCAUCGUCUUCUUCAUUUCCAUAUUCCUUAUCCUCCCCUCAACCCUGCAACACACACACACCCUCCUAGAAUACUUACAUGGCUCACCACACCACCCGCAGGCGCAUCUUAGCAUGCCCAGACCCCGCUUCCAACUCGCCAUCCAUGGAUCCCACCCUCAAAAAUCUCACCAAACCCACCUCUAGUCACCCAACUAACAAAAACCUAGAUCACAUAAUUCAUUCUAAACCUUUCUACAUGUCAAACCCCUUGUCAAAACUCAACUCAAAUCGUAAAUUUGGUGCAAUUACCCAGAAACCCACCAAGAAUCCACCUCCUCCUUGUGUAGAUUCCCAUUUGCAAGCUAAAUCUUUGACUCUUUCAGCUGAUUUUGAUGGCUCUAGGCUUUCACUCGUCAAGCCAAAGCAUCAGUACUCAAAGAAAUUGGAAUCAAUUGUGGAUAAAGGGAGCAGAAUCAAAGCAACAAAGGAAGGUUCUGAUGAGAAGGUCAAGAAAGUUUCAUCUGAAGGGUUGGUGGACAAGAAGAAAAUUCAAGAAAUGGCAGUGAAUGAAAAGAAGAAGGAAAUAUCUUCCAUAGUGAAAGCUAAUAAGGAAGUUAAGGAUCUAACUGAAGGGCUUGAUAUUAAGAGGAUGACAGUUUCAUUAGGUGGUGGUAGAAGAAGAUCCUUCUGUGGCUCACAAGUGGAGUUGGCUGAUUUUCUGGCUCAUAAUGGUGCUAAAGUUGUGUCAGUUGAUAUGCCACCAUAUAUGCAGAUCCAUGCUGUUGAUUGUGCAAGGAAGACUCAUGACAGUCUUGAAAAGUUCACCUCCAAGACCCUUGCACUCACUCUUAAGAAGGAAUUUGAUGGGGUUUAUGGGCCGGCAUGGCACUGCAUUGUGGGGACAAGUUUUGGAUCCUUUGUGACUCAUUCAGUUGGAGGGUUUCUGUAUUUCUCAAUGGAUCAAAAGUUGUAUGUUCUCUUGUUUAAGACUACAGUACAAAGAGCAGAGUAAAUCAUUCAACUAUAUAUGAUUUGGGACUUGAAGCAUUUCUAGACUAGGUAAGUUAAUUAGUAAAGCUAAAAGAUGAAAGCAAUUGUCGUCACUUUUGCAGCUUGUAUAUUGUUUUUGCUUAGGAAAAAGCAGUAUAUGAUAUGAAAAUUUCACCUUUUCUCCUGUUUAA